Messenger RNA from Anguilla anguilla (European eel), 2947 nucleotides. RefSeq names its product neurexophilin 2a (gene nxph2a). Gene Ontology annotation, molecular function: signaling receptor binding. The record is from RefSeq and is a predicted model, not a curated record. The transcript has 3 exons. The coding region runs from base 1929 to 2720 and encodes 263 amino acids. Lineage: Eukaryota; Metazoa; Chordata; Actinopteri; Anguilliformes; Anguillidae.
CUUGUCCUGGGCAACUUAAAAUCCCACAACAUUGUUGAUCUGCAAUGUGCACAGCUAGAUUUUAACUGAGGUAAAGACAUUCUUAUAUAUUCACUGGCUAUACAAAGAAUUUCAAUUCGGGGACAAUAAAAUUGAAAGUUGAAGUGUGCUCACAGGAACAGCAGAAGCAACCUUUCUAGGAUUCAAGCAUAUAGCUUUCAGGACAAAGAUGUGAUGUUCUUCAACUAUUGCCUACUGCACAAUUUUUCUUUUUCUUUCUUUUUUUUUUUUUUACUAUUGGAAUAGACAUAGACAUGGAAUAGAUUUCAGUCAAAGAAAAGCAAUUCGGGAAAGUUCUGAACAGAAUAAAAAAUAACAUGGAGCUCAACACCGCAAACCACCGGAAUUUAGCAUCUUUGAAAAAUGUACUUUUCCCACCCUACUUUUUGGAGUUGUAAAUUCAAUUUCAGGCAACAUAGGUCUCUAAAAAACAUUCAACCAACUCAUGAGAUAAACGGCUAAAUGGCCAACUGAGGUGCAUUUGCAUAAAUGUAAGGUAAAAGCUAAUAGCAUAAAGGUAUGCUUAAAAUGUUUGUAUCGCAAUUGCGCUUUGAAUGUAGGCUAUAAUUUCACAAUCUUUACCAUCAAAAGUAUAGAACACAAAAUAAUCCGAUAAAAAUGCUACACUUUUACCACAUGGUGGCGCCGAUGACCACAAACCUUAAUUUAGGCCUUUUACCUGUAAUUUCCUACCCACUUGCAGCAUCUUCAAAUGCAGUUUUUCUAUAAUAACGACAACGGAUCUAUGUAUUCAUGCGGUGCAGUUCUGUGACAUGGCAAAUUUCUCUCAGUCACAUAGGCAACCGAUGAUAAAACAUUAACGUAAUUUCAACUAUCAAGACAAAAGCGACUUGUGAGCUCAUAAAACUAACAGGCUGAGAGCUAUGCCAUACAGCACACGAAGCACGUUAAAUGUUAAUAUUAAACCGCAUUUUGUUCAAACAGUAGGCUAAUUAUUUUUGGAAGUGAAAGCUGAUACACCAAAUAGACUGUGCAGUCAAAGAAAUGGGUUACGUUCUCCCAGAUAAAUAAAUAAAUAAAUAAAUCGGCUCGCCAUGGGUUAAAAUUCGGUUGACGUGUUGUUAAACAGAACUUGAAAAGCACGGUGUCCAGCAUUUCAUAGGCGCACUCGUUCCAGGGAAGCCACAACUAAAUAACGCAAGUAUUCUUCUCAAAACUCGUAGUCAGUUGCCUUUAUCAACAAGCGGAGACAGUGGACAGAGGAAGGAAAAUGCGCGUCUGUUCUCAGUAACACUUCUUCCUAGAGAGUGGCGGAAAAGGACGUCUUCGAAAAGCAUACAGCGCAGAAAAUAUAAUCCUCGUUUGAACUGAAAGAUAGAUAUUUUAUCAUCAAAAAAUUUUAUAUUUAUAUUUUUAUCUAUGCAACUAGCCUACUGUAUAUAGUUGUGGCCACGUUGUCAUUUUGCGGAGGAAAAGUAAAAGAGCAAGUAAGCAGAUGCAAAGAGCUAAGAGGAUUUGAAGCUGGACUAGAACCCGCGAGCUUCGAAGGAGAUUAAAUAUGAUCGUUGUUUUAUUUUAGGCAGCUCAGACGCAUUUAGUGAUGCUUGCGUUUCUAUCACGUACAUGUUAAAAGUCAGGUUAAUAUCACAACUCUUUCGGAGGUCUCUGCGCUUGCAGAGAAACGUAGAAAGGAAAAUAUAUGUCGGACUAAUUCAAGUCUUUCAAAUGUGAAUGGUUUAAAUAUAUAAGAAAAUAUUCUUCCACCAGUUUGAAGAGGCUGGAUAUCGUCGCUUGGAUGAAAGGGUGAUUACAGAAAUGGUGCACAUCCUAGCGCGAGCCUACAAACCCGCAAAAUUGGAUCUAUUUAUAAGCUAUAUUCAGCUGCAAUUAGUGAUUUAAGAAAGAAAGAAAGCAAGAAGGAAAGAAAAAUGAAAAACCUGCUCACGACCUUGCUUCUCCUCUCUCUACACCCGGUCACAGAAAGCAAAGUACAGAUUCCCACGACCGAGCUGAUAGAAUGGGGAGGAAGCGAUAAUGAAGAGAGUCUGUCGGCAGACGUGGCCAGCCCCAGGAUUGUAAACCCUCUGCGUCUGUUUGCCCAGGGAUCCCCUGGGCUCGGACAGAACAUCAGGGAAAUGACACACUUAGGAAGCACAGAGGACCUCUGGGACUGGUUAUCUAAUAAGACAGAUGUUCAGGAGACGCGUGCGAGAACUAAACGCAGGCCCAUAGUGAAGACUGGGAAAUUCAAAAAAAUGUUCGGGUGGGGCGAUUUCCACUCCAACAUCAAGACGGUGAAGCUGAACCUUCUCAUCACGGGCAAGAUCGUGGACCACGGGAACGGCACCUUCAGCGUUUACUUCCGGCACAACUCCACCGGCAAGGGGAACGUCUCCGUGAGCUUGGUGCCGCCAUCAAAGGUUGUAGAGUUUGAGACUGCUCAACAGUCCACGCUGGAGACCAAAGAUGCCAAAACGUUCAACUGCCGCAUCGAGUACGAGAUGUCAGACCGAGCCAAGAAGACCACUCUGUGCAGCUUUGAUCCGCCCAGGGUGUGCUACCAGGAACAAACUCAGAGUCAUGUUUCCUGGCUGUGUUCCAAACCGUUCAAAGUCAUAUGCAUCUAUAUCGCAUUCCACAGCGUAGACUACAAACUGGUGCAGAAGGUCUGCCCUGACUACAAUUACCAUAGCGACACACCCUACUUCUCUACUGCAUGACCCAAUCUGCAUGUUUCUGGGUCUCUCUGCAGUUGUAGACACCAAUGAGACAUUAGUUGACUCCCCCUAUGACCUUCAUCAACACAAUGUGUGCUCCUGACAGCUUCCUGUGAGCUUUUACAUUUACUUUUUUCCCCAGAUGUUGAAUAUCACAAUAGGCCAUGGGCAUAUCAUUGAUUAAUUCUUGCAUUUUUUCCCACUAGACUAAUAAAACGAUGUUGACAUGA